Molecule: messenger RNA, 1507 nt
Organism: Rhododendron vialii
Lineage: Eukaryota; Viridiplantae; Streptophyta; Magnoliopsida; Ericales; Ericaceae
Exons: 3
Coding region: 482-1201 (239 amino acids)
Biological process (GO): arachidonate secretion; phospholipid metabolic process
Molecular function (GO): A2-type glycerophospholipase activity
Source: RefSeq, a predicted model, not a curated record
ACUUUCCGAAACAUUUCCCCGAGUGCUAUAAUAGCUUGGCUGGAUAGACUGUUUAAGGUUGGAAACUAAUUUUUGCCUUUUAUCUUUCUCUACAGUUCUUGGCAACCAAAUAGUACCUAAGAAGCUUCUUUACGAUCACUAGUUGAGUGCAAUAUUUGAGUUUCCUGUAUUGUGCAAUAUUUGAGUUUCCUGUAUUGAUUAUUCUGCCUUUUCCAUUCCUGUUGUGGGGAUAUGCUUCUAUAUCUAAAUGUUUAAAGUGUUGUGUUAGUAGUUUUGAAGUGGGGUAUUGGCGUAGUAGGAUGAGAUGGUAAAGUAAUUAGGCAGACUCCUACAGAAAGAUAAGAAAUAUAGCCUUGAGCCAGUUUCAGUGAAAACAAAAGAUAUCCUCUCUCUGAGUUUCACGUGGUGGUAGGUCUACUUGACCAGUAAUGCUUGGUUGCUAAACUAUGUAUAAGGAGGGUUAGGUCUUGUAUUGGCGGCAAUGAAUUUUGAGUUUCUGAGUAAUAUCCCGUGGUUUGGUACCCGUGCAAAAAACGACAGAGGGACAACCUUUAUGUCAACAACUGCAGUCCUGGAAACACCCAAACAAGAGGCUCAUUUUGAUAUCAAGUUAUGGGGUUGGACUGUUCUUUCAGUCGUUCCAUGGUUUCUCAACAAGAGAGAGAACAUUCAAGGGCCAUCUAAAGUCAACAAGGAAUGGAAAAAGCCUGCACGACCGAGCGGUUUUGUUGAUUCUAGUAUUAGAAAUUCUGGCCUACGCUUCAGACCAUAUGUUUCCAAAGUUCCAUGGCAUACUGGCCCAAGAGGGUUUCUUUCUCAGUUAUUCCCUCGAUACGGGCAUUACUGUGGACCCAAUUGGUCAAGUGGGAAAGAUGGAGGAUCUCUUUUGUGGGACAAGCGUCCAAUUGAUUGGUUGGACUAUUGUUGCUAUUGCCAUGACAUUGGUUACGACACACACGAUCAGGCGGAGCUUCUGAAGGCGGACCUAGCAUUUCUUGAGUGCUUGGAGAGGCCUCGCAUGACUACAAAAGGGGAUCCUCAUGUUGCUCAUCUUUAUAAGACAAUGUGCAUUUCAGGUCUCCGGAACGUACUUAUACCUUACAGAGAAAACCUUUUAAAGUUACAGUCUGGGCAAUUAUCGGUUGGGUUUGGAUGGCUAAGCAAUGUGAAAUGGAAAGGAUGGAAUUGGCAUAAAACUUGAGAGACUUGAUUACGAGCUAGUUAAAGGUGAUCAGUUGGCCAUUUCAAUUGAAGCGACUGUGGAAACAAAUGUGGUUUCGGUGGAGAUGGGAGCAGCCUAGGGCCAUUGAGAAUUUGAACAUGCAAAGUUUUAUUGACUCCCUCCAUAAAGGUAAAUGCAUAUUAUGUAAAUAGUUGUUUUGCUGUUGACAAGGAUUGCUUUCUGGUGCCUUAUGGUUUUAUGAUCAAACAGAUACAUGUGGACACCACUUGCUUUCGUUGAAUGUGAUUUGUCCAUGCAGUAUGACCUGACCUAUUAUUCGGUUCA